AUGUCUUCCAUCCGCUUCCUGUGCCAGCGCUGCCACCAGGCCCUGAAGCUGAGCUGCUCCUCGGAGUCUAGGAGCCUCCCUGCAACCCCGGCGCCCACCUCCGGGCAGGCUGAGCCCGGAGACACCCGGGAGCCCGGCGUCACCACCAGGGAGGUGACAGACGCUGAGGAGCAACAGGACGGUGCCUCUAGCAGACCCCUUCCAGGCGAUGGCAGUGUGUCCAAGGACCAUGCCAACAUCUUCACCCUGCUGGGGGAGCUUGGCGCCAUGCACAUGCUCAGUAGCAUCCAGAAGGCAGCUGGUGACAUUUUUGACAUGGUCUCUGGCCAAGCAGUUGUGGACCAUCCCCUGUGUGAAGAAUGCACCGACAGUCUUUUAGAGCAGCUGGACAUCCAGCUCGCUCUCACAGAAGCUGACAGUCAGAACUACCAACGCUGCCUGGAGACCGGGGAGCUGGCGACCAGCGAGGACGAGACGGCGGCGCUGCGGGCGGAGCUGCGGGACCUGGAGCUGGAGGAGGCCAGGCUGGUGCAGGAGCUGGAGGAUGUGGACAGGAACAAUGCAAGAGCAGCGGCGCAUCUCGAGGCAGCCCAGGCAGAGGCUGCGGAGCUGGACCAGCAGGAGAGGCAGCACUACAGGGACUACAGUGCCUUGAAGUGGCAGCAGCUGGAACUGCUUGACCAGCUGGGGCACGUGGAGAACCAGCUGCAAUAUGCCAGGGUCCAGAUGGACCGGCUGAAGGAAAUCAACUGUUUCACCGCCACGUUUGAGAUCUGGGUGGAGGGCCCCUUGGGCGUCAUCAAUAACUUCAGGUUGGGCCGCCUCCCCACUGUCCGUGUGGGCUGGAAUGAGAUUAACACUGCCUGGGGACAGGCGGCUUUGCUGCUCCUUGCCCUGGCCAAUACAAUUGGACUGCAGUUUCAGAGGUAUCGACUCAUCCCCUGCGGAAACCAUUCGUAUCUGAAGUCUCUAACAGAUGACCGCGCUGAGCUGCCGUUGUUCUGUUAUGGGGGGCAGGAUGUUUUCCUCGAUAACAAGUAUGACCGCGCGAUGGUGGCCUUCCUGGACUGCAUGCAGCAGUUCAAGGAAGAGGCUGAGAAGGGUGAGCUGGGCCUCUCUCUGCCCUACGGGAUCCAGGUGGAGACAGGGCUGAUGGAGGACGUUGGCGGCCGAGGGGAAUGCUAUUCCAUCAGAACCCAUCUGAACACGCAGGAGCUGUGGACAAAGGCACUCAAGUUCAUGCUCAUAAAUUUCAAGUGGAGUCUCAUCUGGGUUGCCUCAAGGUAUCAAAAGUAG
Messenger RNA from Pan troglodytes (chimpanzee), 1296 nucleotides. RefSeq names its product beclin 2 (gene BECN2). Gene Ontology annotation, molecular function: phosphatidylinositol 3-kinase binding; protein-macromolecule adaptor activity. The record is from RefSeq and is a predicted model, not a curated record. NCBI's taxonomy places the organism in Eukaryota, Metazoa, Chordata, Mammalia, Primates, Hominidae. Gene Ontology annotation, cellular component: phosphatidylinositol 3-kinase complex, class III, type I; phosphatidylinositol 3-kinase complex, class III, type II; phagophore assembly site. The coding region runs from base 1 to 1296 and encodes 431 amino acids. The transcript has a single exon. Gene Ontology annotation, biological process: cellular response to nitrogen starvation; late endosome to vacuole transport; autophagosome assembly.